Messenger RNA from Balaenoptera ricei (Rice's whale), 2480 nucleotides. RefSeq names its product free fatty acid receptor 3 (gene FFAR3). NCBI's taxonomy places the organism in Eukaryota, Metazoa, Chordata, Mammalia, Artiodactyla, Balaenopteridae. Gene Ontology annotation, cellular component: plasma membrane. Gene Ontology annotation, biological process: G protein-coupled receptor signaling pathway; cellular response to fatty acid. Gene Ontology annotation, molecular function: G protein-coupled receptor activity. The record is from RefSeq and is a predicted model, not a curated record.
GGAAGAACUGAGCCUGGCAGAAGAUGGCAUCCCAGGUGGAGAGAAGAGUGGAGGCCUGGAGCUGGGUCACAGGAGGAAGCCAUUCUAGUGUAUGAAAUGGUAUCUCAUUGCACUCCAUAAAUAUUUGAAUGAAUAAGUAAAUACUCUCUGAAGCUGGACAGAAGUUUGAACCCUGGUGGCGAUACUUAACAAACUGUAUUACCUGGAGUGAAUCACUUCCCCACUGUGAGGAUUUCAAGACAUAAGGUGAUACCCUGAGACGCAGUGGGUCUGCUAUGGAUUAUGUACCCACUAAAAGGUAGCUGUCAUCAUCAUUGCCACCAACGUUAAUAUUAUUACUAUCAGCCCAGAGACAAGCCCACACGAGUGACUGGCAGCCGGCAUCUGUCAAGGGCUCACCACACUUACCGCUUAACUUAGCCUUUGACACGUAUUAACGCUUUAAUGUACACAAGCCUAUGAGAUUGGUUAUGAUUAUCCCUGUUUUAUAGAUGAGAAAGCAGAGAUACAGAGGGCUUAAGUCACUUGCCCCAAAUCACAGAGUUAGUAAGUGAUAGGACCAGCAUUGAACCCAAGCACCGGCUCCAGAGCCCAAGCUCUACAUCACUGUAUCACACUUCCUGCCCUUACAACGAGGCAAACUGGAUGAGUGCCAUUCUAGAGGAGCAGAUGAAAUUCAAGUAGAGGAUCAGAGAGAAGAAGACGCAGUCUGCUUAUCCCAUCUGAGGCUUCUGGGGAGAAAGGCACGCAGGCAGUCGUGGAAUUUGCCCCUCAUUUUGUCUACUGGGCCGGCACUGCUAACAGAGCUAAAGGCAUCUUUUGGGCUGUUGCUCAGCAGCGAGUGACAUCAUGGGCACUGCCAGGUUUUUAUCAGUUCUGCCAGAUAAUAGCUCACUGGACUUGUUCUGGAGGAGCCAGCAAGUUGCUGAGCAGCAGAGAACUUGGGUUCCCAAACCAGCAGUGGCCAUGACCAUGAACACCAGCUCAGACCGGUCCUUCUUCCCCGGCAAUCACUGGCUCUACUUCUCCAUGUACCUCUUCACCUUCCUCAUGGGGCUUCCCCUCCACCUGGUGGCCCUGGUGAUCUUCGUGGGCAAGCUGCAGCGCCGUCCGGUGGCCGUGCACGUGCUCUCGCUGAACCUGACCCUAUCGGACCCGCUCCUGUUGCCCUUCCUGCCAUUCCGCGUGGUGCAGGCAGCGAGCGGCACGUGCUGGUCCCUGCCCUUCAUCUUCUGCCCCUUCUCCAGAUUCCUCUUCUUCACCACCAUCUAUCUCACGUCCCUCUUCCUGGCAGCUGUGAGCGAUGAGCGCUUCCCGAGCAUGGCCUACCCAGUUUGGUACAAGACCCGGCCAAGGCCGGGACAGGCUCGCCUGGUCAGCGGGGCCUGCUGGCUCCUGGCCGCUGCUCACUGCAGUGUGGUCCAUGCCAUUGAAUUCUCGGGGCGCUCCUCCCCCACCCAGGGUAUCAGCGGGACCUGCUACCCGGAAUUCCAGAAGGCUCAGCCGGCCUUUCUCCUGCCUGUCCAGCUGGAGAUGGCUGCGGUCCUUUUUGGGGUGCCCCUGCUCAUCACCAGCUGCUGCUGUAGCCGCCUGGUGUGCGUACUCGGUAAGGGAGCCAGCCAGCGCCGGCGGAAGAGGCGCGGGCUCGCAGCGGCCAUGCUGCUCAACUUCCUCGUCUGCUUUGGGCCCUACAACGUGUCCCAUGUUGUGGGCUACAUCCAGGGUGAAAGCCCCAAGUGGAGAUGUUACGUGCUGCCCCUCAACACCCUGAAUUCCUGUGUCGACCCCCUUGCCUGCUAUCUCUCAUCAUCUGGGUUCCAAGCUGACUUCCAGGGGCUGCUGGGGAGGCUGACUGGAGCCUGUGGCCCUUGGUGGCAGGAAGGCAGCGUGACACCGAAGAGUGAAGGAGAGGGGCCGCCGCAGGAGCUGUCUAAUAUAGAGGUCAGGUAGUGGACUCUAGGGGGGCUCUGCAGCGGGUGGCCAGGUGGAAUGGCCUGCAAAGCGGAUCAUCGCUGGGGCAGGUCCAAGCUCAAGUCAGGCAGAACCUUGGAGAGGCAGGCUGGGGAUUGGCACUGUUUGGGUCAGAGCAGGUACCCAGCCUUCCUCAGGAUGUGCCCACAAGAGCCCAGCUCUUGGUCUCGCCAUACUGCCCUCCCUUCUCGUGCCCCAACAUGCUCAGGGAGCGGUCAAGGUGAGAGAGAACUCUGGAGAAGAAGGCGCUCCCCAGGGCAGCAGGCGAGCUCCUGUGCUUUGCUGAAGGUGAAGGAGGAGCUGAGAGCAGUGUCCAGGGUCUGAGGGAGCUGCCCAGUGACUUGGGACAGAAGAGAGGAGGAAUCUGUCCUUCAGAACUACUGACUCAGCUGGGCAGGAAUGGGGACACAGGACUCCAGGAAUGAGGGAGCAUACUGCUGUCACAUGCACUCUUCCAGAAAGUUUCCACUCUUCAAUAAAUUCAGACUUUCAGGGACACUUAUGAAAAA